AUGUAUGAUUCUGAUAGGGGACAUGCUCCAAUCGGCACCUAUCUACACCGGAUAGGCCGACGAGAAUCGCCUGAGUGUCAGGCCUGUAAAGAGCCUCACGAGACAGUUAGGCAUGUACUCUUUGAGUGCCGAGGACGUCGAACAGGACGGAGGGCUUUAUAUCAAGCCCUCAAGAAAGCAGGCGUGCCACUGCCUACAGCGGCUGAGGAAAGUCCUGAGGCUAGGCUAUUUGCUGAACCUAGAGCGACACAGGGAUUGCUACAAUUUGUGGCUGAAGCCAACUUGUUUCAUGAUAAGAAGCGGAUAGCCAGAGAGGCUGAGAUUGGUGAUGUGUGGGGAUGGGAUACGUUGGAGGAAGGUGGCCUAGGUGUCACAUUGGAAGAUGAAUAG
Talaromyces stipitatus ATCC 10500 is the source of this 390-nucleotide messenger RNA. RefSeq lists its product as uncharacterized. The transcript is spliced from 2 exons. NCBI's taxonomy places the organism in Eukaryota, Fungi, Ascomycota, Eurotiomycetes, Eurotiales, Trichocomaceae. The coding region runs from base 1 to 390 and encodes 129 amino acids. The record is from RefSeq and is a predicted model, not a curated record.